Molecule: messenger RNA, 2671 nt
Organism: Peromyscus eremicus (cactus mouse)
Lineage: Eukaryota; Metazoa; Chordata; Mammalia; Rodentia; Cricetidae
Gene: Rnf14
Product: ring finger protein 14
Exons: 10
Coding region: 665-2092 (475 amino acids)
Biological process (GO): protein polyubiquitination; ubiquitin-dependent protein catabolic process; positive regulation of proteasomal ubiquitin-dependent protein catabolic process
Cellular component (GO): ubiquitin ligase complex; cytoplasm
Molecular function (GO): zinc ion binding; ubiquitin conjugating enzyme binding; ubiquitin protein ligase activity
Source: RefSeq, a predicted model, not a curated record
UGCGCGAGGCAGAGCCGGGUGGCCGGACCGGGCCUGCUUUGCGGACACCGGACUCCCCUGCCCGGGACUGGGGCGGCCGGCUCCGUGGGCGCCAAGAGGACAGGGCGGGGCGGGGCGGACGGGCCCUGCGCCUCCGGCACGCCCCGGGGCCGGCUUCUCGGCUCCGUUGCCAGCGCUGGGCCUGUGGCCCUGCCUUGAUUCUGCUCCGGGUUGCUGGGGAGUCACACAAACAACGUCUGCAUGGCGAUUGGCAGGCGGCGGAGAGAGACCCAGGCUGACCCCAGAGCCGGAGCCUGCAGGGAGUGGCCGGGAAGAUGAGUAGGAUUUUCCCAAGCUAGGGAAAGCUGGCGGAGGAGGGCCCUGCUGGAGCGGCUUCCGGUUUGCAACAUGUUACUGUGACAACGGACCCAGCCUCCUGCUUCUAGUGGAAUGUGAUAAAGUGGUCCUAUGACUCUGGUCCUCCGUUCCAGCACACUGCAUUUCACCCCAGAUGGCAGAAUUUCCGUAGUAUAUUUGAGUCCCACAUCUUGGUGUCUUAUCCACUUCAGUCUCAGCUCCCUUGGCUAGAAAAUUUAAUGGGCUUUGCACAAAUUCCAAGCCGAACUGAAAUCCCGACUGCACUGUUACUAUCCUUUUCUUCUGGUUGUUACUAACAGGAAAUUCAAUGUCGUCAGAAGACCUGGAAGCCCAGGAGGAUGAACUACUGGCCCUGGCGAGUAUUUACGAUGCAGACGAGUUUAGAAAAGCAGAGUCUGUCCAAGGUGGAGAAACCAGGAUCUAUCUGGAUCUGCCGCAGAAUUUCAAGAUAUUUGUGAGCGGCAAUUCAAAUGAGUGUCUCCAGAAUAGUGGCUUUGAAUACACCAUUUGCUUUCUGCCACCACUUGUGCUGAACUUUGAACUGCCACCAGAUUAUCCAUCCUCCUCCCCACCUUCAUUCACACUUAGUGGCAAAUGGCUGUCACCAACUCAGCUCUCUGCUCUCUGCAAGCACCUAGACAACCUGUGGGAAGAACACCGAGGCAGUGUGGUGCUGUUCGCCUGGAUGCAGUUUCUUAAGGAGGAGACCCUCACCUACCUGAAUAUUGUCUCUCCUUUUGAGCUCAAGAUGGGGUCUCAGAAAAAAGCCCAGAGAAGGACGACGGCUCAGGCCUCUUCCAGCGCAGAGCUAGGUUUUGGAGGAGCUGCUGGAGCCGAUGUAGACCAAGAAGAAAUUGUGGAUGAGAGAGCUGUGCAGGAUGUAGAAUCAUUGUCAAGUCUGAUCCAGGAAAUCUUGGACUUCAAUCAAGCUCAGCAGAUGAAGAGCUUCAAUAGCAAAUUGUUCCUGUGCAGUAUCUGUUUCUGCGAGAAGCUGGGUAGUGAGUGCAUGUACUUCUUGGAGUGUAGACAUGUGUAUUGCAAAGCCUGUCUGAAGGACUACUUUGAAAUCCAGAUCAAGGAUGGCCAAGUUAAAUGCCUGAAUUGUCCAGAACCAAAGUGCUCUUCAGUGGCUACUCCUGGUCAGGUCAAAGAGCUGGUGGAAGCUGACUUAUUUGCCCGUUAUGACCGCCUCCUUCUCCAGUCUACCUUGGAUCUAAUGGCAGAUGUGGUCUACUGCCCCCGUCCAUGCUGCCAGCUCCCUGUGAUGCAGGAGCCUGGCGGCACCAUGGCUAUCUGCUCCAGCUGCAAUUUCGCCUUCUGUACCUUGUGCAGACUGACUUAUCAUGGGGUCUCUCCAUGUAAGGUAACUGCAGAGAAAUUAAUAGACUUACGAAAUGAAUACCUACAAGCAGAUGAAACUACUAAAAGGUUCUUGGAACAGAGGUAUGGCAAGAGGGUGAUUCAGAAGGCCCUGGAAGAGAUGGAAAGUAAAGACUGGCUGGAAAAGAACUCCAAGAGCUGCCCCUGCUGUGGGACGCCCAUACAGAAGCUGGACGGCUGUAACAAGAUGACCUGUACCGGCUGUAUGCAGUACUUCUGCUGGAUCUGCAUGGGUUCUCUCUCCAGAGCCAACCCUUACAAACACUUCACUGAUCCCGAGUCCCCAUGCUUUAACAGAUUGUUCCACGCUGUGGAUGUUAACGGGGACGUUUGGGAAGAUGAAAUUGAAGACUAGUUCAUUCCUCUGCUCAACAUACAGGAUGGAAUGUUUGCCCUAAUCUUCUGUCAAGUACACAAAGAAACCUCGCGAGAUAUUUAGGGUGCCAUAUAUUCACUCUUCCCGUGGAGAAGGAAGGACAGGGUUGAUAUUUUUCUUUGGUACUACUGAUUAAGGCACACACAUUUUUUUCCAUGUAACAUAAUUCUGAUAAAAUUAUAUGCCAAAGGUUCAGAAAUGCAAACUAUAGUAGAUUAAAUAUUAUAAUAUGCCCAAACUGUGGAUAGUUAUAAAGUGAAUAUUUAUUUUCUUCCCCAAGCUUUAUGUUAGGAGAGGGUCAAGAGUUAAACUUUGAGACUCUGUCCAGGAAGCUGACCUUGUUGGAGACCUCUCAGGACUCUCCUUUGUAGCUGGGGACAGUCCCAGCCCCGUGGACACUGAGAGCCUGAUCCACUGGCUACACUCUGCUUGCUCUUCCCUCAGUUCCCUGUGGAGGGCCUUCCACGCUGUGACCGACCAGACGUCCCAGUGUCCUUGUGACGCUCCACUUUCCAAAUAGAAAUUGACAAUAAAUUUUAAAAGACUUUAGUCCCACAA